Messenger RNA from Kluyveromyces marxianus DMKU3-1042, 840 nucleotides. It is a transcript of the gene CAP2, whose product is annotated as F-actin-capping protein subunit beta. Lineage: Eukaryota; Fungi; Ascomycota; Saccharomycetes; Saccharomycetales; Saccharomycetaceae. The record is from RefSeq and is a predicted model, not a curated record. The transcript has a single exon. Bases 1 to 840 code for a protein of 279 amino acids. Gene Ontology annotation, molecular function: actin filament binding. Gene Ontology annotation, biological process: cell morphogenesis; actin cytoskeleton organization; barbed-end actin filament capping. Gene Ontology annotation, cellular component: actin cortical patch; cytoplasm; F-actin capping protein complex.
AUGUCCGUAGAAGAGAAAUUUGAUGCUGCUUGCGAACUUUUGUGCAGAUUGGAUCCUACAAAGGUGAAGGCACAGAUACAAAACAUCAUUGCUUUGGAGCCUGAGAUCGCUGGUGACUUGCUUUCCACGAUAGAUGUACCUUUAACAGUGAAAAAGGAUCCAGAAGCUAAUAAUAAGGAGUUCUUAUGCUGUGAUUACAACCGUGAUAUUGAUUCUCAUAGAUCGCCAUGGUCCAACAAGUAUUUCCCGGAAUUGAGUGCAACCGAUUUGGAAGAGAGUCCUUUCCCAAGCGAGCCCUUGAGACAGCUGGAACUCACAUGCAAUGACUCUUUUGAGUUAUACAGAGACUUAUACUAUGAAGGUGGUAUCACCUCUACCUAUCUAUGGGACGUGGAUGAAUCGACUGAUUUUGCUGGUGUUGUUCUUUUCAAGAAGGCCGAAUCUGAUGACGCCAAAUGGGACAGUAUUCAUGUCAUCUCAGCCACUCACGAUGAAGAUGGUACCGAAGUUACUUACUCUAUCACAACAACAGUUAUCUUGCAUUUGGAAAAUAUGUCCAAAGAACAGCAAUUGUCCUUGUCUGGAAACUUGACAAGAGAAACCUCGAAGACCAUCAAAAUGAGAAACGUUACUACUGUUGAACAGAUAGUAAAUGCUCACUCUGCAAACUUGGGGUCCAUGGUGGAGGACAUUGAAUCAAAACUAAGAUCAAUGCUUGAAGUUGUCUACUUCGAAAAGACUCUUGACAUUUACAACGCUUUAAGGGAGAAUUCUAGCCAGUCUGAAAAGCUGCAAAAAGAACAGCAUUCAGAGUUGAUCGAAAAUCUUCAAAAGCUCUAG